Ilex paraguariensis (yerba mate) is the source of this 613-nucleotide messenger RNA. The record is from the annotation of a GenBank genome assembly. Lineage: Eukaryota; Viridiplantae; Streptophyta; Magnoliopsida; Aquifoliales; Aquifoliaceae.
GUGACAUGUUAUGCAAGAAACAAUGGUCUGUUCUUCUUUUUACACUGAAUUGAAAAUUGAUUUAGUUUGACCGCCCAAUUUGAAAAUUCUCUUCUUGGGAAGAACUACAUUCCAAUCAGGACCUCCAAAUUAGCUUCGUCUCUGAUACUAAAUUCGAAUGAUUUAUGACCUAUAAAUUGCUGACCUCUUUGGUAUUGGUGGUGAUUGUGUUUCACAAUUUAUUCUUAACAUUCCUCGGUUUGAAGUGCUAGAGAACUUCACAUUGGUAUGGUCUUCACACUUGCAGGAUGCUCGACUUGUAUACAAGACAUAUGCCACACUGUAUUUUGUCUUCAUAUUUGACAGCUCUGAAAAUGAGCUUGCAAUGCUAGAUCUUGUGCAAGUUUUCGUGGAGAUAUUGGACAAGUGCUUCAGUAAUGUGUGUGAGCUUGACAUAGUGUUCAACUUCAACAAGGUGCAUACUAUAUUAGAUGAGAUCAUUUUGGGAGGUCAAGUUCUUGAGACAAGUUCUUCAGAAGUUGUGAAAGCAGUUGAAGAAAUCUCAAAGUUGGACAGGGCCUCAAAUGGAAGCAUGCUUGUGCCAAAAUCCAUUUCUGGCUGGACGAGUCGAUAG